This is a messenger RNA of Clonostachys rhizophaga, 1536 nucleotides long. The record is from the annotation of a GenBank genome assembly. NCBI's taxonomy places the organism in Eukaryota, Fungi, Ascomycota, Sordariomycetes, Hypocreales, Bionectriaceae.
AUGUAUAAGAAUACAGUUGGAACCACGAAUUUGCCUGGCUGCUUCAAUGGCCGCCUCCUUUAUUCCUGCGCAUUGAUUGCGCUCUCGCAACUCAACUUUGGCAUGGAUCAGUCAGCCUUCAGCAACACGCAAGCGAUGCCCGCAUUCAAAGAAAUGUACGGAACCUACAACAAAACUACCAAAGCAUACGAUCUCGAUGCCGUCUUUCUGUCGCUUCUAAACAGUGUGCAAUUCGUCGGUUUCGUUUUCGGUCUUGUCUUCGGCAAUCUGCUUAGUCGGCGCUUUGGCCGUCGAAUCGCAAUGUUCGUCAUGUGCUGGUGGGCCAUUCUCUCCGGCAUCAUUCUCCUGCUGUCAAAGACACAGACGCAGACCAUAACAGGCCGAACGAUUGCGUAUGUCUAUAUUGGAAUGGAGUUGGCACUCGUCCCAGUUCUACAGUCCGAGCUUGUGCCUGCUCAGGCCAGAGGCUUUGUGGUAGGAACCUAUCAGUCAGGUCUCUUGCUCGGAAGCUUAAUAAUGGCUACCAUCUGCCGAGGAACUAGCGAGAUUGAGGGCCAUGCUUCUUGGAAAAUCCCGUACGGGCUUUUCUUCGUCAUCCCUUCGUUCCUGGCGGUCGGCGUAUGGUGGAUUCCGGAGGACGAUAUUCUUCUGAGGAGAUCGAAGUCGAGUUCAACAAUAUGCGGACGGCCCUUAGCCAGAAUAUUAAGAAAGGAUCGCCUAAAGACCUAUUUCAAGGAAGUCAGUAUAUUUCAAAAGAUCUAUGUGACAGUGGUUACUGACGUUGUUUUUUCCGAAGCCAACCGAAAGCGGACUCUGAUUACGAUCGGAGUGAACAUCUUUCUUCAGCUCACGGGGCAAAACUUCAGCUCCAAGUACGGGACCGUGUUUAUACAGAGUAUCGGGACUGUGAAUCCUUUCGUCAUGUCUUGCAUCAACUCUGCCGUUGGGAUCGUCGUUGUUCUAAUCACCCAAUUCCUUUCUGACAAAACUGGUCGCGUACCUCUUCUUACCGCUGGAGCUUUCAUUCAGACUGCAGCUUUGAUGGUAAUGGGUGGAUUAGGAACUGUGGCCCAACCAUCCUGGAGUGUUAAAACAGGCAUUGUCACUAUGGUCACCAUUUUCAACGUGGGCUUCUCGCUUGGAUGGGCCCCACUCUCGCAUGUUGUUGCCGCUGAGAUCCCAACUACUGGCCUCAGAGACUUGACUUACGCCUUAGGCUCGGUGUUCAAUAUUGUGAUUCAGUGGGCUGUUGCAUUCAGUGUCCCCUACUUGCUCAGCGCUGAAUACGCGGGUCUUGGGUCCAAGGUUGGCUUCAUCUUUGGUGCGACUUCCUUCUUGGCCAUCCUCUUCUCUCUAUUUUGUGUUCCCGAGUGCGGAGGAAAAACACUUGAAGAGAUCGACGAAUUAUUCCUCCGUGGUGUUAGUAUCAGGGAUUUCCGUAGGGUUAAAAUAGCCCCUCACAUCGGCGACCUUGAAGACGGUCCCAAGACGAAGAAGAAUGGGUCUGAAAUUUCGGUUGCAGAUGGACUGAAUUAA